This is a messenger RNA of Microdochium trichocladiopsis, 784 nucleotides long. RefSeq lists its product as uncharacterized. The transcript is spliced from 3 exons. The record is from RefSeq and is a predicted model, not a curated record. Bases 206 to 784 code for a protein of 192 amino acids. Lineage: Eukaryota; Fungi; Ascomycota; Sordariomycetes; Xylariales; Microdochiaceae.
CUGUCGUAUCCUGCCAGUUCAGAUAGACAUUUCGGCUGGCGCCGUUGACCAAUGGCGCCAAGCUCGGCAGGCCUGGCGAAAUGCACACGGAAAUUGGAAGUCGUUUUUGCCGUGGUACAGGGUAAUAAAGGUGACGGUAGUCGAGAUCGCCAUUGCUGGUCCGGAACAGGACUACAGGCCUGGGCAUGCAACGGUAUACGCAGGCAUGUACGCACCGGCUCAGUUGAAAAUUGACACCACCAGGCUCGCGGUUAAUCCACUUGAUAUCCCGGAUGAAAACAUAGACACGUGCCAAUUCAACACGUAUUGGGGUACUUGGGACCACACCGUUGAUUGUCCAAUGGUGUGGAGCGAUCCGGACUUGGGGUCGAGGUGUCCCAUGGAGGGCGGUUUCGCGUCCCAAAAGCAGCACCUGCGCCUGCGGUGGCAGCCUUUCUUCAAGAACUAUUUCGAGCAUCCCGAACUCGCGGCCUGGCAUGGGGAUAUGGAUAAAUACGAGCUGCUGAUCAGCCAAUGGGAUAUAUUGAGCCAGUGGCGUGAUCUCAACAUUACAAGUCUUGGACAAUUCACGUUCAAAGGCUUGCUUGUGCAGGAGGGCUGGCAUGCCAGGCAAUACCAAGUCAUGUCAUCCUUCGUACUACCAGUUUUCGUGUUCCUCGCCGUGUUUGUGGCUUGGCUCGUCUAUGGCGAGUGGGCCACCGCAUGGCAGGUCGCAGGCUGCGUGAUUGCGGCGAUGUCCUUGGGUGUCUACACCAAGCACUGCGAGGAACGCAAGGGCAGAUAA